AUGGCUACUGAAGAUGAUAACUUCGAUAUUGAUAUCUACGGCGACGGUGGGGGUUUUAACGGCGAUGAGCAAGGUGACGGGAAGCAUGACGCUGACGAUUUUGACAUUGACAUUGGGGAACCUGACGCGCAGCCAAAGACAAAUGUCCACAAUGCUCAGCAGUCCGCUUCCACAUCAAAACCCCAGAACCAACCUACUAACUCCACUCCUUCACAUGAACCACGCGCAUCACAGUCCGGACCCACGGCGCCUCAGUCAAACACCGAUCACGCUAUGUCUCAUGAACAGCGCCCCGCGCCUGAUGCAUCAGUCGCACCUCACGGCGUCAAGCGCAAGGAAUACGAAGAUGGGUCAUCUGAUCCCGAUGCUACUUCAGCCUUGAUGAUAUCAGACCUGUUCUGGUGGACGACUGACGAUGACAUUCGUGGUUGGGUCAACAAGGCGUCCGCGGAAGAUGAUCUCAAAGACCUAACGUUCAGCGAGCACAAGGUCAACGGCAAAAGCAAAGGCCAAGUUUAUGUCGAGUUCAACGCUGUGCAAGCGGCUCGAGCAACCAAGAACUACCUUGAAAACGCCACCGACCGCAAGUACAAUGUCCAGUACUGCAGCGCUCAGUUCAACCCCUUCAAGACUCUUCCCAAGGACGCUCCGAUGCGCAAAGAAGCUUCACGUGGUGGCAGCUUCAAUUCCGGGGGCAAUCAAAACUUUGGUGGCCCUGCUGGUGGCAAUAACGUGCAUUCGGGUGGCUUCCGCGGCCGAGGCGGGUACAACAACCGAGGCAUGGGCCAUAUGGGCGGCUACCACAACCGCAACAACUUCAAUAACAUGGGCGGUUAUCAAGGCGGUGCUGGGCCAGCCGCGGGCGGCAUGAUGGGCGGAUUCCAAGGGAACCCCAUGGGUGGCAUGCAAAACUACGGCUUCAAUAACCGCGGUGGUAUGAUGAACAUGCGUGGCGGGCCUGGUGGCAUGCGCGGUGGCCGAGGUGGAGGCAUGGCUGCUCCUGGCAUGAUGAUGCCAGGCAUGAAUCCCAUGGGCGGCAUGGGCAUGAACCCGAUGGCCGGUGGAAUGAAUCCGAUGAUGGGUAACAUGGGCGCCAACAUGGGGAACAACAUGGGUGGCAAUAUGGGCAUGCAAGGCUUCCAAGGCCCGAACCCAGGAUUCAACCAGAAUUUCUUCGGCGGUAACCCCGGAGGAGAUGGUAAUUGGAACCCUCACGGCGCCAAACGUAGCCGCCAAGAGUGA
Penicillium diatomitis is the source of this 1242-nucleotide messenger RNA. RefSeq lists its product as uncharacterized. The transcript is spliced from 3 exons. Bases 1 to 1242 code for a protein of 413 amino acids. NCBI's taxonomy places the organism in Eukaryota, Fungi, Ascomycota, Eurotiomycetes, Eurotiales, Aspergillaceae. Gene Ontology annotation, cellular component: mRNA cleavage and polyadenylation specificity factor complex. The record is from RefSeq and is a predicted model, not a curated record. Gene Ontology annotation, biological process: mRNA alternative polyadenylation. Gene Ontology annotation, molecular function: mRNA binding.